Molecule: messenger RNA, 2826 nt
Organism: Microsporum canis CBS 113480
Lineage: Eukaryota; Fungi; Ascomycota; Eurotiomycetes; Onygenales; Arthrodermataceae
Product: annexin ANXC4
Exons: 3
Coding region: 1-2826 (941 amino acids)
Cellular component (GO): cytoplasm
Molecular function (GO): calcium ion binding; calcium-dependent phospholipid binding
Source: RefSeq, a predicted model, not a curated record
AUGUCCCUCCGCAUCCCAGACCAGUACUCUCGAUCGAGGUCCAAGUCUCGAGAACGGUCAAGAUCGCGCCAUGGCCGCGACCAUGGCCACGGUCGCAGUCAUAGUCGCAGUCACAGCCAUGUUCGCAUAUCUUCUCCGCCUAGGGAGAAGGAGAAGUCAAAAAAGUAUUAUGACUAUGAUUCCUACGAAGACGAAGCUCCUCGCCGGGCAAGCUCUCGACACAUGCCUAGUCAGUACCGCGAGGUUUCGCCAUCCGACGACGAAAGGUUUCGUACGUCAAGAAGCUCGAGGCACUCUGUAGCGGUACCAAACGAUCAUUACUAUCUCUCCGACGAGCAUGCGCUAGCUCCUAAAUAUUCAUCCAGCUCUAAACAUUCCAAAGGCAAGCGGUCGAGCUACCUGUAUGACUCGCAUUCAGAUGUUGAGAGUGCUCCGGCGCCUAAACCGCCAGCCGUCACCUAUCCUUCAUCAAGGUCGUCCCGACUUCCUGAGCCUGAAUAUUAUGAAGACUCAGAGGAGGACGAUGAUCAUCUAGCCUAUGGCGACCCUUACGACUACCCCCUUGCCAGAAACCACCACAACCACCAACGAUCAAGUUCCCGCGGCAGGCUCCCUGCGGACCCUAGACCAGUAUAUGAUUCUGACUCUAGCUAUGAGCAUACUACCAAGGAUCAGUUGCGGUAUUCCCACAGUCGAACCAGGGAAUCCCCUCGGCAUGGAAGUUUAUUCGAGCAAGAUCAGGUUUCCCACACGGCUUACGCUCCCAGCGAAGAGAAACCCCCUAUGACACAGAAAUAUGGGCUCGGUAACGCAUUUGAACAGCUCAAAUCGCAGCUCUAUCCUUCUUUCUCCCAAGGGCCUCCCCAACCAGAGGAAAAAACAUCAAAGAUUGACCUCAAUGCUUGGGCAGAAAUACCCGAAUGUGAACGUGAAGGAUAUGUCCCACCAGCCGAGAAAGCGCCAGCUGCAGCCCCGCCGAGUAAUAAACUGCCAGAUAUGCCUAACAUAUACGCGGAUAUUACCCAAUAUUACCAGCGGCCACCGCCCGCGGUAACCCCUACUGCGCCUGCGGCAGCACCCCCGGAGGUACCCCCUCGCCCGCAGAAUUCUGCCUAUACCCGUCCCAUCCCCAGUGUGAUACCAGGAGCGAAUGUCACCAGCCCAACAACGUCCACCACCCAGUAUCCUACUAUUCCGGCUGCACGAUAUGUGCCACAGUACAGUCAAACCCCAGUUGCCGCUCCAACGUUGGCUCCGAAGCCAGAAACUUCCAGUGGCCAUAAACGUGCAACAUCCACUGGAAAUAUUCCUACAAAGAAGACAUAUAGCCAACCAGACGUCUAUCAGUACGCUGUACCAGAGUCACUAAUCAGAUAUUCCAAGGCUCCGGCACCAGCCCCUGCCCCUGCCGCGAGCCAUGACAACAAGAUUCAGUACACUGCAACUCCAGCUAGCCAGCCGAAGCAGGCCUCAUAUAUGGAAAUAAAACCCCGCCGUCAAACUGUCAGUAGUAGGCCAAGUAACUUGACAUUAUCUGUGGAUGAUCACAUGAAAAUACCUGGCAGUUUUCCAGAUGGCAGCCACCCCCCAGCCAGCCCGCUUUUAGAGCCAUACAGAGGCACAUAUCAAAGCAUAUCUCCAAUUCAGUGGCCAACGUCCCUUGCAGAUGACGCUUUAUCUGACAUGGAGCCUCUUAGUGGCAAAGGAAGCAAGACCCUGGGCCGCAAGCAAAGCAAGAAGGACAAGAAAAAAGCAGAAGAUGCAUCUAUGGAGCUUGAAAUCCGUAGAAGGUUGUCCACCAGUCUGGGAUCUGGCCCUAUCAAGGAGAUCACGCCCAAGCAACCGGUUUACAUCUAUGAUCCCAAAGAUGAUGCAAAAUUAAUACAUUCUGCCUUGACCCAUUCGAAAAUCAACCCGAAAACGCUGAUAAAAAUUCUUCCAUAUCUCACAUCCAACGAGAUUCUGGACCUUCGCUCCGCAUAUAAGCAUCUGAGAGUUAUGACUAGAAAAGGGGUGAAUAUGGCCAAGCACAUCAAAAUGGUGGUUCCUGGAAACUUCGGCAAAGUGUGCUAUGCGACUGCCUUGGGGCAGUGGGAGUCCGAAGCUCUAUGGGCCAAUUUCUGGUACCAAUCAAGCCGUACCCGCCAUGAACUGCUCAUCGAAUCCCUUAUAGGGAGACCCAAUGCUGAAAUAAAGGAAAUCAAAGCUUGCUUCCGUGAUAAGAGAUACCAUGAUAACCUUGAGCUAUGCAUGCAAACCGAACUCAAAGCCGACAAAUUCCGUGUUGCUAUCCUUCUGGCUUUGCAGGAGAAGAGACAGCCGGAUAACGCGCCUCUGAAUUUUGACUUAGUUCGUAAGGACGUAAUCGAUCUUCAUCGUGCGGUGACAUCGCGUGACGGAGGAGAAACGGCUAUGAUACAGAUUAUCAUUGUAAGAGGGAAUGCGCAUCUUCGGGAGGUCUUGCAAGCGUAUGAGAUGACAUAUCGAGAGAACUUCACUCGGGCAAUGCUCUCGAAAUCUCGGAAUCUAGUGGGCGAGACACUAGGGCAUGUUCUCAACGGCGCUAUUACAGAGUCCGGCACCGGGCGUGACCGUGCCGAGCUUCUUAUCUCACGACUGGUUCGCCUGCACUGGGAACCACAACACUUGGAGAGAGUUAAUUCAGAGUACCGCCGCAAGUAUGGCAGGUUUAUCGAGGACCAUAUCGAGGAGGAAAUCAUUGAAGUUGGAGGCGCGGGAGCCCAUGAAAAGAAGACGGAGUGGGCAGACUUUUGUGUCGAAUUGGUCAAGAGCUCAAGCUUUCAUGUUGAAAAUGAGCAUCAGUGA